Messenger RNA from Chenopodium quinoa (quinoa), 13513 nucleotides. RefSeq lists its product as uncharacterized. Bases 662 to 12982 code for a protein of 4106 amino acids. The transcript has 63 exons. Lineage: Eukaryota; Viridiplantae; Streptophyta; Magnoliopsida; Caryophyllales; Amaranthaceae. The record is from RefSeq and is a predicted model, not a curated record.
AGAGAGAGAUAAUAAAAUACGGAGUAGUGUAGAGUAUUUUCAAUUAAAGAAGUGUUGUAAAUAAAAAUAAAAUGACCGGUUUCAAUUAAAGGGUUACAAUUUAAAAAAGAAAACGCAAAAAAAAUGUUGCGAUUGAAAAUCAGGUGAAUAUAAUGCAUCUUUUAUAUCGGAAUAAUUUAGGGAGGAUUGGUGUACCCCACAAAGCCACACGGCGACACACCUGAAAUUGACACCAGCUGUUAGAACCUAGGAAGUUGGAGUGAGCUCCAAUACCGAUUCACCGCAGCUGUAGGAAGAGAGAGAAAGUGAAAUAGAGAUCGAAGGAGCGCACGAUACCAAUUUACCAGAAAUACUAAGGAACAAGAGAACAAAAAGCAAAAAUUGGAAAAAAAAAUAGAAAUAUCACCAAAACAAAAUUAAGACGGUUUCUUAUUCUGUCUAUAUUUCUCUCUUCCCUCUCUUCAUUUCUCAUUUUUAUUCCUCUGCUAAUGCAAUUUCUUAGGGUUUUCCUGUAAAUUCUUCUCUUUUCUUUGUACCAAUCUCAAUCAGCGUUUCCAGAACAUUCGAUUUCGCGGCUGAUAUUUGAUCAGAUUAUGAACUUGUUUAUCGUUGUUCGUUGAUUGCACUAUCCAAGGAUUUGAGCGAUUAAUCAGGAGUCACCAUGUUUGAAGCGCAUGUCCUGCAGUUGCUUAAAAGAUAUUUAGGUGAAUAUGUUCAUGGACUUUCCUUGGAGGCUUUAAGAGUUAGUGUAUGGAAAGGUGAUGUUGUUCUUAAAGAUUUAAAGUUAAAGGCAGAAGCAUUGAACUCGCUUAAGCUUCCUGUUACAGUAAAAGCUGGUUUUAUCGGCACUAUAACACUAAAGGUACCUUGGAAAAGUCUUGGCAAAGAACCCGUGAUCGUUCUCAUAGAUCGUGUUUUUGUUCUUGCUGAUCCUGCACCUGAUGGAAGAACACUCAAGGAAGAGGAUAGAGAGAGACUCUUUCAAGAUAAACUUCAUCAGAUUGAGGAAACUGAAGCAGCAACACUUGAAGCAAUGUCUAGAUCAAAGCUUGGAAGUAAUGCUUCAGGAAAUUCUUGGCUUGGCUCUCUUAUAGCCACCAUCAUCGGAAAUCUUAAAAUCACAAUUAGCAAUGUUCAUAUCAGAUAUGAGGAUACUGUAAGUAAUUAUGGACAUCCUUUUGCCUGCGGUGUUACCUUGGCAAAACUUGCUGCUGUUACAAUGGAUGAGCAAGGAAAUGAGACCUUUGAUACAAGUGGUGCUCUUGAUAAAUUGCGCAAGUCCUUGCAGCUUGAAAGACUUGCUAUUUAUCAUGAUUCUGACAAACCUCCUUGGCAAAUUGAUGAAAAUUGGCAAAAUCUUAGUCCAAGCAAGUGGAUCGAGAUUUUUGAAGAGGGUAUUAACGAACCUGCACCUCAACCUGAUUUUGGCUCAUCAUGGGCUUUAAACCGUACGUAUUUAGUUGCGCCUAUCAAUGGAGUGCUUAGAUAUCACCGGCUUGGAAGCCAAGAAAGAAACAAUCCAGAGAUUCCGUUUGAGAAAGCUUCACUUUUCUUGAAUGAUGUUUCCUUGACUGUCACAGAGGCUCAAUAUUAUGAUUGGUUAAAACUCGUGGAGGUCAUUUCAAGGUACAGGAUACAUGUUGAAGUUUUGCAUUUGAGGCCCGGUGUUCCAGUUUCAGAUGAACCCCGUUUGUGGUGGCAUUAUGCCGUGCAAGCAACUUUGCAGCAGAGAAGAGUGUGCUAUUCCUUUUCGUGGGAACGUAUUCAGCAUCUUUGCCAGCUGCGCCGACGUUAUAUUCAUGUAUAUGCUAAUUUUUUGCAACAACUGCCUGAUGUUGAUAAUGAAGAGCUGCGACAGAUUGAAAGGGAUCUUGACUCGAAAGUGAUCCUUUUGUGGAGGUUACUCGCUCAUGCUAAGGUUGAAUCUGCAAAGUCGAAAGAAGCAGCUGUGCAAAAGAAGCUUGGAAAGAGAAGCUGGUUUUCUCUCAACUGGCAGGCUUCACCUGAAGAUGAUGCUGUUUCAGAUGGUUCAGAUGUGUCUGAGUUAACACAGGAAAAGUUGACAAAAGAAGAGUGGCAGGCAAUUAAUAAUCUUUUAAGUUAUCAGCCUGAUGGAGAACUUGCUUUGUAUUCGGGGAAGGAUGGACAGAAUAUGGUACAGUUUCUUGUUGAUGUAUCUAUUGGUCAGGCUGCUGCAAAAAUCAUUGAUAUACAUGGCACAGAAGUUCUUUGUGGUAGAUUUGAGCUACUUAAAGUGUCAACCAAACUCAAACAUAGGAGCACUUGUUGUGAUUUAUCAUUGAGAUUCUAUGGUUUGUAUGCUCCAGAAGGCUCCCUUGCGCAGAGUGUUUGUAGUGAGCAAAAGGAGAAUGCAUUGGUUGCCAGUUUUGUGCGGUCACCAGUGGGGGAAAAUGUAGACUGGAGGCUUUCGGCCAUCAUGUGUCCUUGCCAUGUCACGAUUUUAAUGGAAAGUUAUGAACGCGUGAUGGAGUUUCUGAAGAGGAGCAACGCAGUUAGUCCUACUGUCGCUAUAGAGACUGCCACAGCAUUACAGAUGAAGUUUGAAAAGGUUACACGUAAAGCUCAGGAGCAAUUUCAAUUGGUUUUGGAGGAACAGAGCAGGUUUGCUCUUGAUGUUGAUUUUGAUGCUCCAAAAGUUAGAGUGCCCAUCCGAACGCGGGGCUCAUCCAAAAUAGACAGUCUCUUUCUUCUUGAUUUUGGUCAUUUUACCCUAAGGACCAAGGAAGGUCAACAUGAUGAAGACCAGUCAUUAUACUCCCGCUUCUAUAUUUCAGGGAGAGAUAUCGCUGCUUUCUUUACAGAAUGUGGAUCUGAAAGCAAUAAUUGCUCAUUAUUUGCACCCCAUAAGGAUAAUUAUCCCUCUGGAACUCCUGUGGAAGAUGUGGACAAUAAUUCUUCUUUGCUUGAUAGAUGUGGGAUGGCAGUGAUCGUUGACCAGAUAAAGGUACCGCAUCCAAAUUUCCCAUCGACGCGCAUUUCGGUCCAAGUCCCAAAUUUGGGGAUUCACAUCUCACCAGCCAGGUACUCCAGACUUAUGGAAUUGUUAAACAUAUUUUAUACUACGUUGCAAAGCAGUGGACAGCCUGUGGAUGAGAUCUCCCAACCUGAACUUGCUCCUUGGAAAGCACCAGAUAUGGCAGCGGAAGUGAGAAUCCUGGUUUGGAAGGGAAUCGGAAAUUCUGUUGCAGCUUGGCAACCUUCUUAUGUUGCUUUAUCAGGGUUUUAUCUAUAUGUCCUCGAGUCUGAAAGGGCUCCCUUCUACCAACGCUGCACUAGCAUGGCUGGGAAGCAAGUGUUUGAGGUUCCUCCAGCUAAUGUUGGUGGAUCACUCUUUUCUAUUGCUGUCUGUUUUAGAGGCAUGGAUAUCCAAAAAGCUCUGGAAUCCUCUGGUACAUUGAUUAUAGAGUUUCCGAAUGAGGAUGAAAAAUAUGUAUGGCUGAAAGGGCUUGUAAAGGCUACAUAUCAAGCAUCUGCUCCAUUAUCAGAUGGUCUCUAUGGAGAUACCAGUCACAGUGUAGGUGGUAUGGUUGAUGCUCAGAUUGCUAAUUCUAAGGCUGUUGAUCUUGUUAUUAAUGGAACCUUGGUGGAGACCAAAUUAUUUAUAUAUGGCCAGGUUUGUGGGGAAGAGGGCCAAGAGAGCCAUGAGGAGACCCUCAUUGUUGAGCUUACUGCUGGCGGAGGAAAGGUGCAUGUUAUCCGGUCUGAAGGGAACUUAACAGUCAAGAUGAAGCUUCAUUCUUUGAGAAUUAAGGAUGAGUUGCGAAGUCGUUUAGCAACGAAUCCUCAGUAUCUUGCUUAUUCAAUUGUGAUAAGUGAUCAAAUACUACCCUCAUCUACUAAUAUUCAAGCAAAUCAGUCUUUCUCAGAAGAAGAAGAAAUAUUUAGAGAUGCUUUACCAGAGUUUACUCCUGCACCAGAUAUUGCUCAUAACGUUGAAAGUUUUGUUGCUGAUCCUGAGGUUUUGCUUUCUAAAAAGGAUUUGGGGAAAGGGAAAGGAUCCUCAUCAGAAAUAUUCUAUGAGGCUCUUGGUAGUGACAACUCUGAUUUUGUCUCAGUUACAUUUAUGACCAAGGAUCCUAGCUCUCCAGAAUAUGAAGGCAUUGACACACAGAUGAACAUAUGCAUGUCCAAGCUGGAAUUCUUUUGUAACAGGCCCACAAUUGUUGCUUUAAUUCAAUUUGGUUUGGAUACGAGCUCUGCGAAUUUUGAGGGAAGUAGUAAAGGUGCAACCAUGGCUUCUGAGGACGUAAAAACUACUAAUAAAUCGGAAAAGCAUGAUGAUGGUGAUGAUUUUGUCAAGGGUUUGUUGGGAUAUGGUAAAGGACGAGUUGUGUUUAAGCUGAGCAUGGAUGUGGAUAGUGUUACUGUGUUUCUGAACCAGGAGGAUGGUUCUCAGUUUGCUAUGUUCAUUCAAGAAAGUUUUAUUUUGGAUCUCAGGGUUCAUCCAUGUUCUAUAUCCAUUGAGGGCACACUGGGAAAUUUGAGGCUGCGUGAUAUGUCUCUAGGUGUUGAGCACUGUUGGAAUUGGCUUUGUGACAUUCGCAAUCCAGGUGCUGAAUCACUUAUUAAGUUUGCAUUCAAAUCUUACAGUGCUGAAGAUGAUGAUUAUGAAGGAUAUGAUUAUAGCCUUACUGGUCGUCUAUCUGCUGUUCGCAUAGUUUUUCUCUACAGGUUUAUCCGAGAGAUAACAGUGUACUUCAUGGAACUUGCGACCCCCCAUAAAGAGGAAGUCAUUAAGUUCGCUGAUAAAGUUGGUGGUUUUGAGUGGAUGAUUCGAAAACAUGAGAUUGAUGGAGCCACAGCUGUGAAGCUGGAUCUGUCGUUGGACACUCCUAUUAUAAUUAUCCCAAAGCAUUCUAUGAGCAAAGAUUUUAUGCAGCUUGACUUGGGUCAGCUAAAAAUUAGAAAUGAAUUUAGCUGGCAUGGAUGUCCUGACAGGGAUCCUUCUGCUGUCCACCUUGAUGUUCUUCGUGCUGAGGUCCUAGGAAUCAACCUUUCUGUGGGAAUUGAUGGUAGCCUUGGAAGACCAAUGAUGCGUGAAGGUCAUGGACUUGUUAUUUGUGUCCGUCGCAGUCUAAGGGAUGUUUUCCGUAAGGUUCCCACACACUCUAUAGAAGUUCAGGUUGAUUCAUUGCAUGGUGUCAUGUCAGACAAAGAGUAUAAUGUUAUAUUGAACUGUGCUUACACUAAUAUGAACGAGGAACCAAAACUUCCUCCAAGUUUUCGUGCAAGCAAAUCUGAUCCUCAGGAUACAAUGAAACUGCUGGUUGAUAGAGUCAAUGCGAACAGUCAAAAUUUUCUAUCCCGUACAGUAUCCAUUGUGGCUGUAGAAAUUAAAUAUGCUUUACUAGAACUAUGCACUGGGAUCCAUGAAGAAUCAACUUUAGCUCAUAUCAGCUUAGAAGGUCUUUGGGUGUCUUACAGAAUGACUUCCUUGUCUGAAGCGGACCUUUAUGUCACUAUCCCCAAAUUCUCUAUCGUGGAUGUUCGUCCUGAUGCAAAGCCUGAAAUGCGACUGAUGCUUGGAUCGUCAUCAGAUGUCGGAAAACAGGUUUCUGCUUCGGGAAGUGCUUCGUCUAUCAUUGAUAGAAAUUAUAUGAGAACUCAGUCUAGAGAUUCUUCUGCCCUUGAAAUGCCAACGUCAACAAUGUUUUUGUUAGACUAUCGAUGGAGAGCAUCAUCCCAAUCUUCAGUGGUGCGGGUACAACAACCAAGAAUAUUGGUUGUACCGGAUUUCCUUAUUGCUGUUGCAGAAUUUUUUGUUCCAUCUGUAGGAAGUAUAACUGGAAGGGAGGAAUCGAUGGAUCCAAAUAAUGAUCCGAUCCGCAAAAGCCACAGCAUUGUACUUCAAUCUGCUGUCUACAGGCAGCAAGAAGAGGUUAUUCAACUGUCUUCAAGUCGACAAUUGAUUGCAGAUGCUCCAGGGAUUGAGGACUAUGUCUAUGAUGGUUGUGGGAGGACGAUAUGUUUGAAGGAGGACACUGAUAUGAAGGAAAGUCAGUUUCCAAGAUUUCAGCCUAUAAUUGUUAUUGGUUGUGGAAAGCGAUUGCGGUUUGUGAAUGUGAAAAUCGAGAAUGGGUCACUCUUGAGGAAUUAUACGUAUUUGAGCAAUGACAGCAGCUAUUCAGCAUCUCCAGAGGAUGGUGUUGAUAUUAAGUUUCUUGAAAGUAAUAUAUCUGAUGAGAGUAAUGAUCUACAGAAUGAUAGUGGAUUAUCUUACAUAUCAUACUCUUCAAGCGGACGAGAUGAUGGAUCGAAGUCUAUCCAAAGCUUUACCUUUGAGGCUCAGGUUGUCUCUCCAGAACUGACUUUUUAUGAUGGAACUAAGUCAUCUCUAGAUGAUUCCCCAUAUAGCGAGAAGCUAGUUCGAGCCAAGUUUGAUCUAAGCUUUAUGUAUGCGUCACAGGAAGAUGGUACAUGGAUCCGUGCACUUCUGAAGGACUUAACCAUUGAGGCUGGAUCAGGACUUGUUGUUCUUAGUCCUGUGGAUGUUUUAGGAGGUUACACCUCUGUGAAAGAAAAAACCAAUAUAUCUCUCUCCUCCACGGAUUUGCACCUACAUCUUUCUCUUAGUAUCAUAUCACUCUUACUUAACCUCCAAACUCAGGUGUCUAGUGCACUGCAGUUUGGAGAUGCUAAUCCUCUGGCAUCCUGCACUAACUUUGAACGUAUAUGGGUGUCACCCAAAGAAAAUGGACCUCAGUGCAACCUAACAUUUUGGAGGCCUCGUGCUCCUUCAAAUUAUGUAAUUCUAGGAGAUUGUGUCACAUCAAGGUCUAUUCCUCCUUCACAGGCAAUGAUGGCAGUUUAUAAUACUUACGGACGUGUAAGGAAACCAUUGGGUUUCAAAUUGAUUGGAUUGCUUUCUGAAAUUUUAGAAAUCGAUAAAACUGAACAGAGUGCAGGUGCAAAAAGUGAGUGUUCUCUGUGGUUUCCAAUCGCCCCACCAGGAUACACAGCCUUAGGUUGUGCAGUUAAUGUUGGAGAUCAACCCCCACCAAAUCACGUUGUUCACUGCAUACGAGCUGAUCUUGUAACAUCAACUUCAUAUUCAGAAUGUUUGUUAAACCUGCCAUCCAAUUCGUGUUUCCCAUCUGGUUUUAGCAUUUGGCGUCUAGAUAAUAUUCUUGGCUCCUUUUAUUCUCAUCCUUCUGCUGACUGUCCUUCCAAACAAUUCUGCUAUGACCUGAUCCCUUGUCUUAAAUGGAGGGCUUACCGGCAUCAUUCUUCUUAUUCGAAGCCUGCCUCAAAGCUCUGCCAUGAAGAUGAACCAGCAGUUUCUCAGGGAAGCAAGCAAAAUUCAAGUUCCAGUGGAUGGGACAUCCUUAGAUCUCGAGUUUCACACAAAUGUUUCAUGUCUGUCCCGAAUUUUGAAAGGAUCUGGUGGGACAAAGGUGGAGAAUUUAGACGGACAGUUUCAAUAUGGAGGCCUAUACCUCGGCCUGGUUAUGCCAUUUUGGGUGAUUGCAUAACAGAUGGGUUAGAGCCACCUACACUUGGCAUUAUUUUCUUGGCUGAUAAUCCAGAAAUCUCCGCAAAGCCUGUAAAAUUCACAAAAGUUGCUCAGAUUUUUGGGAAAGGUGUGGAUGAAGCUUUCUUCUGGUAUCCAGUUGCUCCCCCAGGUUAUGCUGCUAUGGGAUGCAUUGUUACUAGAACAGAUGAGCCACCAAGAGUUGAAUCAUUUUGCUGUCCUAGAAUUGAUCUUGUUGGCCCAGCCAGUAUUAUUGAGGUGCCUGUUGCUAGAUCUUCAAGUUUAAAAGCAUCUCAGUGCUGGAGUAUAUGGAAAGUUGAUAAUCAGGCUUCUACAUUCUUGGCACGUUCUGAUUUGAAAAAGCCAUCAAGUCGCUUGGCACUCUCAAUUGGAGAUUCUGUGAAGCCAAAGGUACGAGAAAAUGUGACAUCUGAGAUGAAGCUAGGGUGUUUAUCCGUUACUAUUCUUGAUAGCUUGGGCGGAAUGAUGACACCUUUUUUUGACGCGACCUUCAACAAUAUUAAGCUUGUAGCCCAUGGCCGAUUUGAAGUUAUGAGUUCAGUACUUAUCUGUUCAAUGGCUGCAUCAACUUUUAAUACACAGUUAGAGGCCUGGGAACCAUUUUUGGAGCCAUUUGAAGGAAUUUUCAAGUUUGACACUUAUGAUACCAGUACUCAUCAAACUCCGGGACUUGGGAAGACACUGCGCAUCGCUGCUACCACUAUCUUAAACCUAAAUAUCAGUGCUGCCAACCUUGAUUCUUUUGCAGAGGCCGUUGUUUCUUGGAAAAGGCAGAGAGAAGUUGAGCUUAGAGCAGAGAAGUUGAAUGAGGAAUCAGUUCUUCUUCAUCAGAGAGGUGAAGAUGGUUUAUCUCUUUCUGCAUUAGAUGAAGAUGAUCUUAAGACUAUAGUUGUGGAAAAUAAGCUUGGGUGUGAUAUUUAUAUCAAGAAGCUUGAGCAGAACUCCAAUACAGUUGAAGUUUUACAUGAUAAUAGAUCCACUGCAGUCUGGCUUCCACCUCCUCGGCUUUCUGAUAAAUUAAAUGUCACUGACAAAAAUGGGGAAUCGCGCUAUUACAUUGCUGUCAGAGUAUUAGAAGCAAAGGAUAUACCCAUUGUUGAUGAUGGCAAUAGCCAUAACUUUUUCUGUGCUCUGCGUCUUGUUGUGGACAACCCACCAACUGAUCAACAGAAGUUCUUCCCUCAGAGUGCGCGGACUAAAUGUGUUAGACCGUUCAUAACAAAAGCUCUUGAUGCUGAUCUGGGCACUGCCAAGUGGGAUGAGCUUUUCAUAUUUGAAGUUCCUCAAAAGGGUACUGCUAAACUGGAAGCAGAAGUCACCAACCUUGCUGCUAAAGCCGGGAAAGGCGAAGUUGUUGGAGCAUCAUCCUUUCCUGCUGGACAUGGCUCAAGUACUCUUACUAAGAUAGCGUCAUCAAGGAUGUUGCAUCAGCAAAAUGCUUUUAAAAAUAUCGUGUCACAUCCACUGAGGAGAAGGGAUCAGGAAGAAAAUGAGGGAGGCGUGAUGAAUAUUGGCUCUCUGCUGGUUUCUACAUCUUAUUUUGAGCGAAAAUUAGUUGUAGAUUUACAGAAGGAUACGACUAACAAUAAUGAAGUUGACUCUGAUGUGGGUUUCUGGAUUGCACUUCGCCCUGAUGGCCCUUGGGAGAGCUCUCGGUCUGUUCUUCCAUUAUCAGUUUUUCCAAAAAGUUUGGAGGGAAAUCUUCUUGCUAUGGAAGUUAUCACAAGAAAUGGGAAGAAGCAUGCCAUUUUUAGAGGUCUUGCAACUGUUGUCAAUGAGACCAAUGUUAAGUUAGACUUGUCUCUGUGCCCUUUAUCUAUGAUUGAUUCAAGGACAAGAGAUAUUCGUCUUGGAAUGGAGAAUAUUGUAACACUAGAUCCUGGAUCAAACUAUAUUCUACCUUGGAGAUGCAUAUCUAAGGAUUCUGAAGAUUGUCUCCGUGUUCGUCCUUAUGUUGAUUUGUCUGGCUCAUCUUACUCUUGGGGUCUUACAUCUAGUCUAGGCUUCCCCUUAACAGGCGGAAAAGAGCAACACCCUACAGAACAGGGUCUGCUCUCUAGGCAGAGUACAAUGAAGCUGAAUGAACUUGAGAAAAAGGAUGUCUUAUUAUGUUGCAUACCCAGCACCCAAAAUCAACAGUUUUGGCUUAGUGUUGGUAUAGAUGCAUCAAUUCAUCAUACAGAGUUGAAUGCACCUGUUUAUGAUUGGAAGAUUUCCAUAAAUUCCCCACUAAAGUUGGAGAAUCGACUUCCUUGUCCAGCUGAAUUCUCAAUUUGGCAGAGGAAGAAAGAUGGAAAAGGUAUUGAGCUACAGCAGAGUAAAAUUUAUUCCAGAAAAAGUGCGAAUAUAAAUGCUGCAGAUCUCAGGAAACCCGUAUAUCUUUCCUUGUUUGUUCAGGGUGGUUGGACUAUGGAGAAGGAAUCUGUUGUCAUCUUGGAUCUCUCAUCUGAUGAUAUUGUUUCCUCGUUCUGGAUGGUUCAGCAGCACACUAAAAGGAGGCUGCGUGUAAGCAUUGAGCGUGACUUGGGAGGCACCAGUGCUGCACCCAAAACCAUCAGAUUGUUUAUCCCUUACUGGAUUGUUAAUGAUUCUUCUCUGCCUCUGGCAUAUCGGAUGGUGGAGAUUGAGCCUCUUGAUAAUGGAGACAGUAGCAUUUUUAAAUCUGCAAAAUAUUCAGCCCCCAGGAAGAAUGUUCAGGUCUUGGAUGUGAUCGGGGAUACUAGCUCGGUACCCAGCAUGCUCUCCCCCCAAGAUUAUGUUGGACGUGGAAAUGUUCAUCUCUUCACAUCUCGUAAUGAUACAUAUUUGUCACCUAAAGUCGGGAUUGCUCUAGCUAUUUUUGAUUCUGAGAACUACAGUCCGGGUAUUUCACUUGUCGAGCUUGAGAAAAAGGGGCGGGUCGAUGUUACAGCCUUUUGCUCGGAGGGAUCUUACUAUAAGUUUUCAGCACAGCUGAACAUGACUUCAGAUAGAACAAAGGUUAUUCGUUUCCAGCCACACACAUUGUAUAUAAAUAGAGUUGGUUUUAGUGUGUAUAUUCAGCAGUGUCAUGCUCCAUUUGUGGACCACAUUUGCCCCACAGAUCCUCCAAAAGCCAUUAGAUGGCACUCAUCUUCUAAAGUUGAAAUGUUAAAGCUGCGGGUGGAUGGCUAUAAGUGGAGCAGACCAUUUAGUGUUGGGUCUGAAGGAAUGAUGUCCAUUGUUCUGGAAAGUGACACAGGCAGCAAGGAGUUGAUUUUAAGGGUAGCUGUGAGAAGUGGCACUGGAAAUUCGCGUUAUGAAGUUAUUUUCCGUCCAAAUUCACUGUCUAGUCCAUACAGGAUUGAGAAUCGUUCUAUGUUUUUCCCCAUUCACUUCCGCCAAGUUGAUGGAACUAGUGAUUCGUGGAGGUGCCUUCCUCCAAAUGCAGCCGCUUCAUAUCUAUGGGAAGAUGUUGGAAGGCGGCGUUUGUUAGAGUUAUUUGUAGAUGGAUCUGAUCCACAGAGGGCAGUGAAAUACAAUAUAGAUGAGGUAUUUGAUCACCAGCCCAUGAAUGUUGGAGACGGACCAACUAGAGCUAUACGUGUGGCCAUUGUUAAAGAAGAGAAGAUGAAUGUGGUUAAACUUAGUGAUUGGAUGCCUCAAGAUGAUCCUGCACCAGGUGUGCAGAAAAGAAUUCCAUCAUCUGUAUCACCCCUUCCCAGUGCUGAACCUGAGUAUGAGUAUCCUUCAUCUACCUCGAGUGCCGAAUUCCAUGUAGUUGUUGAGCUUUCAGAGCUUGGUUUGUCUGUUGUUGACCAUACACCAGAAGAAAUUCUUUAUUUGUCAGUUCAGAAUCUUCUUCUGUCACAUUCUACUGGCUUAGGCUCUGGGACUAGUAGAUUUAAAUUGAAAAUGCGUGGACUUCAAGUGGACAAUCAGCUCCCAUUGGCUCCCAUGCCAGUUCUUUUUAGACCGCAGAAGGUCAAAGAGGAGAUUGACUAUAUCUUAAAAUUCUCUGUGACAUCACAAUCAAAUGGGUCACUAGAUUUGUGUGUCUAUCCUUAUAUAGGAUUCCAUGGAUGUGACAACUCUACAUUUUUAAUAAAUGUUCACGAGCCAAUCAUAUGGCGCCUUCAUGAGAUGAUUCAACAGAUUAACCUGAAUAGGAUAAAUGCUGCAAAGACAAAUGCUGUUUCCAUUGAUCCAAUCAUCCAAAUUGGGGUUCUUGACAUCUCGGAAGUACGAUUGAAGGUGUCAAUGAUUAUGUCACCAACUCAACGACCAAAGGGUGUCCUUGGUUUUUGGGCAUCCUUGAUGACAGCACUGGGGAAUAUGGAAAAUAUGCCUGUGAGGAUACACCAGAGGUUUGUGGAAAAUGUUUCUAUGCGACAAAGUGCUAUUAUCAGUAAUGCUACCUCAAAUAUUCAGAAGGAUCUGCUUAGUCAACCUCUUCAGCUGCUUUCUGGCGUUGAUAUACUUGGGAAUGCAAGCAGUGCACUUGAACAUAUGAGUAAAGGUGCUGCGGCAAUAUCAAUGGAUAAGAAAUUUAUCCAGAGCAGACAAAACAAGGAGAAAGUGGGAGACUUCGGUGAUGUUGUCCGAGAGGGAGGUGGAGCACUAGCAAAAAGUGUAUUUAGAGGAGUAACGGGAAUGUUUACAAAGCCUAUUGAGGGUGCAAAAUCAUCUGGUGUUGAGGGAUUCGUUCAAGGUGUUGGAAAAGGAAUAAUAGGUGUUGCUGCGCAACCAGUGAGUGGUGUGCUGGAUCUUAUUGCAAAAACUACUGAGGGUGCCAAUGCAAUGAGAAUGAAAAUACAAGCUGCUUUAACUUCUGAAGUGCAACUUUUACGGAGGAGAUUGCCACGUGUAGUAAGUGGUGAUAACCUGCUUCGACCUUAUGAUGAGUAUAAAGCACAAGGACAGGUUAUACUACAGCUGGCAGAAUCAGGCUCUUUUCUUCGCCAGGUUGAUUUGUUCAAAGUGCGUGGGAAGUUUGCUUUAUCAGAUGCCUAUGAAGACCAUUUUAUGCUUCCUAAAGGAAAAAUCUUUAUAGUCACCCAUCGUAGAGCUGUACUUCUGCAACAGCCCUUGAACAUUAAAUUCAGUGCAGCCAAAGAUCCGUGUUCAAUACUAUGGGAUGUUAUAUGGGAUGACUUGGUAACUAUGGAGUUGACUCAUGGAAAGAAAGACCAACCCAAUGCACCACCUUCACGCGUCAUCCUAUACCUUCAAACCAAGUCAAUAGAGACCAAGGAUCAAUUUCGUAAAGUCAGAUGCAACCGUGAUUCUAACCAAGCUUUUAAGGUUUAUGCUGCAAUUGAGCAAGCAAUGAGCACCUAUGGACCUAAUAAGUCGAAGGGACCCCUCAAAAAGGUUACAAGACCUUAUUCCCCAAAGGCUGAUCACGCAAAUGGAGAUUCAGUGCCCAAGGAAGGGGUUAGUGUGUGGUCUACAGGACAAUUCCCAGCAUCAGUUCCUACAAGGUCAUUAUUUGGAAGUAGCCCUGGCUAGAGCGAAGUUAUUCCAACUGUCAUGGAGCUUGAUUAAUCCAGCCUCCCAAACAUACACCAUCAGUAUGUAAAAUCAUGUUGGAGUUCUCCAAUUCUGGCACGCUUUGUACAUGCACUUUCUAUCCAAAAGGGUAUAGAGGAAAUACAGCUACAGCAGUCUUCAUGUGAUGUUAAGCUUCCUGACUUCCUCAGGGGGGAGAUUUAUUUGACCCCUUCCUGAAACAGCAAGGCGUUUGUACAUAAAAUUAUGAGUUCAUUACUUGUACAGUUGUACAUGAUUUGCUGCAGAUGUUUCUGCUAUAGGUUAUAUUGAGCUCUAGAGCCUUCUUUUUUUUCUUUUUUCCUUUUAUACAUCCAUAGUACAACCAUGUAUGUAAAUUCACUUGAACAGUCAAUGUGAUUAUUCAUACUGGCUUUUUUGCUUAAUGAGCUAAUGAGCCCAUUUAUACCUAACUGAAGUAGUUGAAAAUAAGUAAAUUUUGUUCUGAUCAAGCUUGAGCGCGAAUUUUCUCAUUUGCUGAGUUCAUUGAGA